Melitaea cinxia (Glanville fritillary) is the source of this 1372-nucleotide messenger RNA. It is a transcript of the gene CtsB, whose product is annotated as cathepsin B. Gene Ontology annotation, biological process: regulation of catalytic activity. The record is from RefSeq and is a predicted model, not a curated record. Bases 80 to 1096 code for a protein of 338 amino acids. Gene Ontology annotation, cellular component: lysosome. Lineage: Eukaryota; Metazoa; Arthropoda; Insecta; Lepidoptera; Nymphalidae. Gene Ontology annotation, molecular function: cysteine-type endopeptidase activity. The transcript has a single exon.
CACUUCCACUCAGUCGACGCGCACCGCUCUAAUUGUGCGCUCGAUACUCGUUACAACUAGUAAAAAUAUAAAUACAAACAUGAUUACACUACGUGUUUCGUGUUUCGUGCUACUACUAACUGUGGCAGUUUCAUCGGAAGAAUUACAGAAACUUCAUCCGCUUUCCGAUUCUUUUAUUAAUGUUAUUAAUUCGAAACAAACCUCAUGGAAAGCUGGUAGGAAUUUUCCUACUUCGAUGCCAUUAUCCAUAAUAAAGAAACAAAUGGGUGCGCUUGAAGACACAUUCAUUGAGAAGUUAGAAAAUGUGCAAUAUGACGCAGAUUUCAUAGCUGAUCUGCCCGAAAACUUCGACCCCAGAGACAAAUGGCCAAAUUGUCCAACGUUAAACGAAAUAAGAGAUCAAGGUUCUUGUGGCAGUUGCUGGGCAUUUGGAGCAGUGGAAGCAAUGACUGAUCGGUACUGUAUUUAUUCUAAUGGUACAAAGCAUUUUCACUUCUCCGCAGAAGAUUUACUUAGCUGCUGUCCUAUUUGUGGUCUCGGUUGUAACGGAGGUAUACCGACAUUAGCUUGGGAGUAUUGGAAACAUUUUGGUAUCGUUUCCGGAGGAAACUAUAACUCCUCUCAAGGUUGCAGACCAUACGAAAUAGCACCUUGCGAGCAUCACGUUCCAGGUAAUAGAAUGCCCUGCAGCGGUGACACAAAGACUCCCAAAUGUUACAGAACAUGUGAAAAUGGUUAUGCCACACCUUACAAAAAAGAUAAAAAAUACGGAAAACAUGUAUAUUCCAUUAGAGGUGGUGAGGACCAUAUUAGAGCUGAAAUAUUUAAAAAUGGACCAGUGGAGGGUGCAUUCACCGUGUACGCAGAUUUACUCUCAUAUAAAAGUGGUGUAUACAAGCAUACAAUAGGUGAUGCUCUCGGUGGCCACGCGAUUAAAAUUAUGGGCUGGGGAGUCGAAAAUGGAAACAAAUAUUGGCUAAUUGCAAACUCUUGGAACUCUGAUUGGGGAGAUAAUGGUUUCUUCAAAAUCCUACGUGGCGAAGACCAGUGCGGCAUUGAGAGUUCAAUCAUUGCUGGUGAACCAUUAUUUGAGUAAUAGACAUAAAAGAAAAAUAUAUCAUUUUAUUUGACAAUAUUCAAUUUGAAUUUAUUUCGAUAAACUGUUUUGAAAUUUCAUAACAAGUAGCUUUUUAAAUGUUACAGAUUAGUGCCAUAACUUUUUACUUAUGUUAGUGCAUAUUUUUUUUCAAUAUAACACCAUAAUUCUAGAAAAAAGCUACAACAUUAUUUCCAUCUUAUCUGUGCGGUGAAUAAAUAUUAUUGAAUUAUGAUGUAUUUUUAAAUUAAUAUUAAAUAUAAUUAUAUUAUGUUA